This is a messenger RNA of Ophidiomyces ophidiicola, 1170 nucleotides long. RefSeq lists its product as uncharacterized. The transcript is spliced from 4 exons. The record is from RefSeq and is a predicted model, not a curated record. Lineage: Eukaryota; Fungi; Ascomycota; Eurotiomycetes; Onygenales; Onygenaceae. Bases 1 to 1170 code for a protein of 389 amino acids. Gene Ontology annotation, cellular component: cytoplasm; mitochondrion.
AUGGCCUCCUAUCGUUCGUUCACCACUUCUCCGUUUUCUGAAGCUGUUGUCGAAUGCAUGAGGCGAAUAUAUCCAGAAAGUCUAGCUGAUAAAAGCUUUGAUAAUACUGGCCUCUUGCUUGAAGCUCCACUGAAUACGCAAAGACAGUUGAGAAAUUCUGUUUUAUUAACGGUUGACCUGACUCAGGCCGUUGCCGACGAGGCAAUCGAGCAUGGAGACUCGAUCGUUAUUGCAUACCACCCCAUCAUCUUCCGCGGCCUGAAAUCCAUCACUUCCAGCAACACGCAGCAAACGACCCUUCUCAGACUCGCUGCCGAAGGCAUCAGCGUCUAUUCUCCGCACACCGCCGUCGAUGCCGUCCCCGGCGGCAUGGCCGAUUGGCUCUGCGAUAUCGUGACGCGCCCUCGCGACCCACCGCGCCCCGCGGCCGGCGGACAUGCGGUGGCCGACGAACUACUAGCAACCGCCAAAGCAGCGUCGCCGCCGCCGCCGCCGCCUCCACUUCCCCCUCGAGCAGAAUCGCGCUCCAUGGCCUCGCACCUCAUCUUCCCGUCUUCCCAGCUACCAUCGCCCGAAACGGCGACAACAGGCAGUGAAAUCCCGCAUUCGCGCUCGACCAUAUCGCCCAAUCCGGCCCCGCCUCCCGGGUUUGAAAACGCAGGUACAGGCCGCCUGGUGUCCUUCCCCGCCCCACAGCCACUAGGUUCACUCCUCCGUCAUAUUGCGUGCGGGAUCGGCAUGCCGCGGGGGCUCCCACACUUCCCUCUCGCCCUACCCCCAAACUCGAAUCUUGACAUGAAAAUCAGCACCGUGGCCACCUGCCCGGGCUCUGGCUCGUCGAUACUCAUGAAGAACGGGAAGCCCGUUGCCGACUUACUGUUAACGGGUGAGAUAAGUCACCACGACGCUUUAGCCGCGAUCGAAAACGGAUCCGCGGUGGUCUCGUUGUUCCAUUCGAACUCGGAGCGGGGCUAUCUAGGGGAGCGUAUGCGGAGGAAGUUGGAAGCUGCUUUGAGACUGGAAUGGGGUCAGAUGAUCGAGGAUUUGGCUGACUUGCCUGAAACCUCCACCAGUGGCGUGGCAGAUUGUCUUAACGACCCGACUGUUGACGUUAGAGUGAGCGAGAGGGACCGUGACCCGUACGGGAUUGUUGUCUUCCCGGAGGCGUGA